Tachysurus fulvidraco (yellow catfish) is the source of this 4206-nucleotide messenger RNA. RefSeq names its product chloride intracellular channel 2 (gene clic2). The record is from RefSeq and is a predicted model, not a curated record. Gene Ontology annotation, molecular function: chloride channel activity. Gene Ontology annotation, biological process: chloride transmembrane transport; negative regulation of ryanodine-sensitive calcium-release channel activity. Lineage: Eukaryota; Metazoa; Chordata; Actinopteri; Siluriformes; Bagridae. The transcript has 7 exons. Bases 173 to 901 code for a protein of 242 amino acids.
GACUUAAAGUGUUGAAGGAGCAGAUCCCCGAGCAGCCAUCUCUCAGUCAAAUAACUUCUGCGCUCAGAUAUUUGUGGGGACUGAUUUUAUUUAUUCCCUCUUGGUUACGGCUAAUUUGUUAGAUCACAGCUGUAAAGUUUUCAGCUUAGAAGAAUCCAGAUUGUGGAAAAUAAUGGCACUGCAACCGGAUAAAGAACCAAGCAUUGAGCUGUUUAUAAAGGCAGGUCAUGAUGGAGAGAAUGUGGGAAACUGUCCCUUCUGUCAGAGUCUCUUCAUGGUACUGUGGCUAAAAGGAGUCAAAUUCACAGUUACUACAGUCGAUAUGAGAAAGAAGCCAGAGGAGCUGAAGGACUUAGCUCCAGGGACCAACCCUCCUUUCCUCCUAUACAACGGUGCUCUUAAGACUGACUUCAUUAAGAUUGAGGAAUUCUUGGAGGCAACCCUUGCCCCUCCCAGAUACCCUCAUCUCAGUCCGCUGAAUAAAGAGUCAUUUGAUGUGGGUGCUGACAUUUUUGCCAAGUUUUCUGCUUUCAUCAAGAACAGUCCAAACAACAGAGUACAAGAGCAGGCUUUGCUAAGGGAGUUUAAACGCCUUGAUAAUUAUCUAAACACACCACUGCCAGAGGAAAUAGAUCACAACUCCACCGAAGACAUUGCUGUCUCCAAGAGAAAGUAUCUGGAUGGCAACCGCCUGACGCUGGCAGACUGCAACUUGUUGCCCAAAUUACACGUGAUCAAGAUUGCUGCCAAGAAAUACUGUAACUUUGAGAUCCCGGCUCAUUUCACCGGCGUCCAUCGCUACUUGCAGAACGCAUACGAGAGAGAGGAGUUCAGUCAGACUUGUCCAGCCAACAUUGAGAUUGAGAAAGCUUAUUUGAGUGUUGCUAGCAAGAGGACAUAAAUCUCCAGCAGUGUCAAGACAGUAAUGCAUUACCUUCCACUUUAUAUACAAAGGAGGACAUUCAGCCUAAAUUUUGUAAAUAGCUUUAAAUUAAAUAAAGUGUCAGGUUUCCAUUUAAAAAACUGAGUUUGAUAUGAUAUUGAAAUAUUUGUUAAUUGUCCUGCUUUACCAUUUAAUGGUUUGCAACUCAUUUAGCCCAUGAACCUAAUUCUUUAAUAAUGAAUAAUUUCUUCAUUUGUCAUAUUGGCAUGUUAUAUUUUUCAAACAGUAAUCCCUGAAUAAUUUUUAUAUUUCCGGAUUAACCCUGCAUUAUCUCUUGUGUAAGCCUGUUUAAUAGGUCCAAUUGAAUGUACAUCAAGUGUGAUUUGCUUUGUCCAUAGUGUACAUACGUAUAUCUAAUGUUUUUACCUUUUUUUUCUUUUCUGUUUAUUGUUCUGGGGGAAUCUUUUGUAAAGCUCUACAAAAGAGAGUUUUUAUUUGACAAAAAUGAAGAUGAAGAUGAAAUCCACAUUUGUUAACUUUACCAAAGAACCUUGAACCCUUUUGUUCCUGAGAAUGUAUCUAUUCGAUCCUAAUAAUGUACAUUUUAUGUAUAUACAAAGUAUUAUGUAUACGCGUAUUACGCUAUUAUUAUUAUAAAAUUACACACUAAGAUAACAGUGAGUUAAAACACUGUACCAUAACUAAGCGUACUUAUUUCUAAAUAAUCCUAAACAGAACUUUCCUGUUCUGUACAUAGCUCAGUUAUUCAGCAUUCGUCAACAAUUUUUACAGGAAAAGGUUAUUCUUAGAUCAAACAACGUAUUGUUACUGAAGGAAAAGGUCAAAUACACUUCAUUUCACAAUUUUAAUUAGGAAAUAAUACUCAUUUCAUACAUAUUGACAACAUUGUGCACAUCUAGAUGAUCUUCAGGGGCAGUGGUGACUCAAGUGGUUAAGGCUCUGGGUUGUUGCUUAGAGGAUUGGGGUUCAAACCCCAGCACUGUCAAGCUGCUACUCCACAGUGUGGGUUAAGGGCCUCCUUAAGGGGAUCUGCAUCAUGGCUGACCCCGUGCUAUGACCCCAAUCUCCAAAGUUGGGAUACGCAACAAAAGAUUUUCACUGUGCUGUAAUGUAUAUGUGAGAAAUAAAAGCUUCUGUCGCUAUUAUCUUUGUGUGUUUAUGAACAUGCAGACCUUAAUACAGAUGUACUGCUGACAGAAAAAUACAGAAAUAAAGAAAUACAGUAAUGAUUCAAAUUUGCCAGACAAAAUGUUCAUAGCAUAUACAGACACAGUGUUGGCCUCAUUGAAGCUCCAUGUUUACAGACACUAGAUAUAGUCAUUUUGUUUAAAAAUAUAUAUCCGUGUUCAGGUAAUGCGCUGUAGUUAAAUUAGAAUACACACUGUUAAAGGGCUAUUGGGUUGAUAUUUAAGGGAGAAGACAAAUGUGACCUUUUUUGGUGACUGUAAUUCCCACAGGACUGCUAGUUUGUUACGCAGUACUUCCAGAAACAGGCUGUUAGGGAGAGAUAAAGACAAAAAGAGCUUCAUUGUUUGGAAUUUCUUGCAGUAUGACAAUAUAUUGCUUUGAUAUAAUAUUGUGAUAGAGAUUAGAGUAACAAAUCUUCAAAAAAAGUAAUCACAAACCUGCACUAAUACCUGAAUGAAUACUUACUUUCUUAAAUAUGGAUUAAUGAUGAGUUAAGGCAUGUACUAAUCACCAGCUAAUGAAGAACUAACCUUAACUACAACUUGAGUCUUAAGUAUUCAUGUGAAGUUAUGAGAAUUCAACUUAGAGCAAGCAUCUCAGACUAAAACACUGCUAAAACACUGGAGAAAAAUCUUUUAGAACUUUGUAGCAUAUGCUAAAUGAAUACAUGUUACUGAUUUGAAGAGAAAUGGAUGGAGAGUGAUGCAAAACAGGUAAAGAUGAAAAUUUGAGUAUUUUUUACUUUUAAAAAUAAUGAGACAUAUUUGCAGAGCUUCAGAGGCAUGGAGUUCUGUGAAAGUUUUAACUUGAAAAUAUUUAAACAGGCCCAUAAAUAUCCAUCUUAUAUUAUUAAAUAAAAACUAUUCAAGCUUAAACAUUAUCUUUUUGUACAAUUAUGAGAAUUGUUACAAAGUGGUGUUCAUUAAAAAGAAGAGAAAUGAUAUUUCUGCACUAUAGUGUAAAACCGUAGUAAAGUAAAUUUGAAUCUUUAUAUAAAUAUUCCUAAAAGAAAACAUUCAAGAUGUGCAAAUCAAUUGUAAUUGGAAGCACAUCAGAAAUACUGUGAAAGCUGUGAGAAAGCGUUGUACAUUUUGUUUUCUUUUCCUAAAAGCAAGCAAUCUGUUAAUUGUUUUUUAUUAAACAGGCACAUCAGGAUAUUUGGUUUCACUACUGCAGACUAUGAUUACGGCUCAUUCUACAGUCUCACACAGGGUGUCCAGUCUUAUGCGCACGGUUCCGGUGUGGUUGCAGAUUUUUAUUCCAACUGAGCAGAAGCCACACCUGAGUCUAUUGAAAGUCAUUGGAAUCAGGUGUGGCUGCUACUGGAUUGGAAUGAAAACCUACACACACACCAGGCCUUUGAUGAUAAGAUUAGGCACCUGCUCGGAUGUUUUUAUGUUCUCAUUAUAUAUAAGAACUCUAGAAAUAUAAAUAGCCAGUGCUUUAUUAUUCAUCGAGAUAUAGCAACCAUUGCACAUAUCAUGCAGCAAGUCUGACCUCUCUUGUUGGGUUUGGGUAAGUUCUGCUCGGAACGAAGAAAGCCUUGAGAGCGCAGGUUAUCUGCUGCUGCUAAUUUCCUGACUACUUCCUUUAAGUCAUCCACCUGAGAGAUAGUUUUUUUUUUGUUUUUUUUUGAUGUUACAUAAUCAGCAGAAGAAUCACGUGAAAGGAAAAGACACGAGACAACAACAUCGAAAGCUUCUUACCAUGUGGUUCAUUUUAUCCUGCUGGAGAUUUUCUUUCUCUCCUGAAACAUGCAGCAGUCACCAGAUUGAAAUGACAGUAAAAGGCCAAGUGUCCCGGUCUCUAUCCUGGUGAAGCAAGAUGGGAAAGAUGGUUUUGACAUCUCUUUGUGUGCUUACGUCAUCGCUCUGAUCAUCCUCUAUUUCUGUCACCAGUUUUUGAAGGAGGUCUGUAAACAUACAUAAGCUUGGUGUAAAUAUAUUAUCUAACUUUGGCUAAUAGCAACAGUGACACUCAUAAAUAUCCUGGUAAGUACAGUAUAUAAUUUGUGAUAUACUGUAUGAAUAAUGAAUUGACUGGAUACAUUUUUGCAGAGCUUCAGAGGCAUGGAGUUCUCUGGAAGUCUGAACUUAUUAAAAUAUUUAAACAAG